This is a messenger RNA of Polyodon spathula (Mississippi paddlefish), 4922 nucleotides long. Its product is annotated as eyes absent homolog 4. Gene Ontology annotation, biological process: positive regulation of DNA repair; cell differentiation; negative regulation of extrinsic apoptotic signaling pathway in absence of ligand. Gene Ontology annotation, cellular component: nucleus. Lineage: Eukaryota; Metazoa; Chordata; Actinopteri; Acipenseriformes; Polyodontidae. The transcript is spliced from 22 exons. The record is from RefSeq and is a predicted model, not a curated record. Gene Ontology annotation, molecular function: protein tyrosine phosphatase activity. Bases 472 to 2442 code for a protein of 656 amino acids.
GCUGGGGUCUCUGCUUCAGGCUGCUGCUGCGCUUGAGUUCGGGUACUGUUGAGCAAAUGAACUGCCUUACAUAGUGCAAUAUUUCGACACACUUUGUUUUUAUUGAUGAACUUCUUAAGAGAAGAAAAUACCGUCCAGACUGGUAUUUUUAUUUUAUUUAGUGUAACAUCUCUGGUAAGGUUUUCAAAGAGAACCGAGGUAAGCGGUGGAAAUCUGACAGCGCUAGAAAAAGUAUAGUAGUGCACAUGUGCAUUUGCGUAUUUAAAUACGGAAUAAAUAAAUAAACCGAGAGAGUAAAAACAGGACCCACGUUUUGUUGAAAGAUCUGGAAACUGGGUGCUAUUGCUCCAACAACAGGGAGCACUCUGACUGUUUCACAUAAUUCUGAAGGAAUGUGCCAGGGCCUCAGAGAAGGACUAUAAUAAGAAUUCUGCUUGGAUAACUGAUCAAGACAGGAAGCUCAAAAGCUCCAUGGAAGACCCUCACAAUUUGAAUGAACAAGUAAAGAAAACGUACACCGAAUCACAUGUUUCAGAGCCUUCAAACACCAGCAGGUCUAUGGAAAUGCAGGACUUAGCCAGUCCUCAUAACCGAGUAGGCAACAGUGAUACUCCAGGCUCCAAACUGGAUAAGUCUAACCUCAGCAGUUCUUCAGUUACAUCAAAUGGAACAGGAGACGAGAACAUGACAAUUCUUAAUACUGCAGAUUGGUUGCUAGGUUGCAGCACCCCAUCCUCUGCAACAAUGUCUCUUCUUGCAGUCAAAACAGAGCCAAUGAACAGCAGUGAAGCUGCUACAACAACAGGGGAUGGAACACUUGACACAUACGCUGGGUCAGUUACAGUUAUGCAACACCUAAAACAAAAUUUGGCAGAAGUAAUAACAAGUAGUGGGUACAGUCCAAGGUCAGCACAUCAGUAUUCUCCACCAAUAUACCCUUCCAAGCCAUAUCCACACAUUUUGUCAACACCAGCAGCUCAAUCAAUGACAGCCUAUGCGGGACAGACCCAGUAUUCUGGAAUGCAGCAGCCAACAGUAUAUACAGCUUAUUCUCAAUCAGGACAGCCCUAUGGCUUAUCCACUUACGAUAUGGGUGUAAUGUUGCCAGGCAUCAAGACGGAAAGUGGGCUUUCUCAAACACAGUCCCCUUUGCAGACUGGAUGUCUUAGUUACAGCCCAGGGUUCACCACUCCUCAGCCAGGACAAACACCCUAUUCCUACCAGAUGCCAGGUUCAAGUUUUACGCCAUCUUCAGGCAUUUAUGCAAGCAACAAUUCUGUGUCUAAUUCAACCAACUUCAGUAGUUCUCAACAGGAUUAUCCUUCAUACACAGCUUUUGGCCAAAACCAAUAUGCCCAGUACUAUUCAGCCUCAACCUAUGGAGCAUAUAUGACCUCAAACAGCACAGCUGAUGGCACAUCUUCAUCUUCAACCUAUCAACUACAGGAACCUCCUUCAGGACUGAUUGGUCAGGCCACAGAACUUCAUGCAGGAGAUUUUGACACAGUGCAGAGCCCAUCAACACCAAUCAAAGACCUGGACGACAGAACGUGUAGGAGUUCAGGGUCAAAGUCACGUGGAAGGGGUAGGAAGAAUAAUCCAUCACCCCCACCUGACAGUGACUUGGAGCGAGUAUUUGUGUGGGAUCUUGAUGAAACUAUUAUCAUCUUUCACUCACUCCUUACAGGAUCCUAUGCACAAAAGUAUGGUAAGGAUCCUCCUAUGGCUGUAACACUUGGUCUACGCAUGGAAGAAAUGAUUUUUAAUCUUGCUGAUACACAUUUGUUUUUUAAUGACUUAGAGGAAUGUGAUCAAGUUCACAUAGAUGAUGUCUCUUCGGAUGACAACGGACAAGACUUAAGUACUUACAGUUUUGCAACUGAUGGCUUCCAUGCAGCUGCAACAAGUGCAAACCUCUGCCUGGCCACUGGUGUGAGAGGAGGGGUCGACUGGAUGAGGAAACUGGCUUUUCGCUACAGACGAGUAAAAGAGAUGUAUAGCACAUACAAAAACAAUGUUGGGGGACUUCUCGGCCCUGCCAAAAGAGAUGCAUGGCUGCAGUUGCGAGCUGAAGUUGAGGCUCUGACAGAAUCCUGGCUGACAAACGCACUUAAAUCAUUGUCAAUCAUCAGUUCAAGAAGUAACUGCGUCAACGUAUUGGUAACAACAACACAACUUAUACCAGCACUUGCUAAAGUACUUUUAUACAGCCUAGGGGGAGUAUUUCCUAUUGAAAACAUUUAUAGUGCAACCAAAAUAGGAAAGGAAAGUUGCUUUGAGCGCAUAAUGCAAAGGUUUGGCAGAAAAGUAGUAUAUGUUGUAAUUGGGGAUGGUGUAGAAGAGGAACAGGCAGCGAAAAAGCACAAUAUGCCUUUCUGGAGGAUAUCGAGUCACUCUGACCUGUUGGCUUUGCAUCAAGCACUGGAACUGGAGUACCUGUAACUAUGUUAGAAUGCUGGAAGUUGGAACUGGAGAACCCGCAAUUGUAUUAGAAUGCUGGAAGUUGGAACUGGAGCACCUGUAAUUCUAUUAGAACGCUGGAAGUCCCUUUUUUAUAUUUAAAAAAAACAAAAUACACUGAGAUUUUUUUUUUUGUCGUCUGUGAGUUAGAACUUCUGGCUAACAAGUAUAAACUGUCUUAAGAAGAAGAGAACUCUUUCUGUAACAGGAGCUCAGCCAGCCAGAAAGAACCUGCCUAUCAGAUCUACACAAGGUCUUAUAUCAAGACAUGCAUUUUUAUUAAAGCAUAGAUGUGAUGGACAUUGCUGGCACACACCCCAUAAAGAUGAAACCUUCUCCAAUCUUAGAAUGAACAGUUUUUUUAAGUGACAGACUCCUUUGCUUACUAAAUAAGACUGCGUCUUCCCUCCUACAGGGUGGUGAUCAACAGCAUUCCUCAAGAUGGAAUAUAUUCACAUUUUAAACAAACAUUUACCUACCUAUCUGAGCAAAACCUGCAAUAGAAAUGCACUCUGAAUACGAUGACAAUCGUGAUUUGUGUAAAUUAUUUUAUGGUUACUAGUUUACUGUGGCAACCACCUCUAGAAAUGGAUGUUGUUGAGAGAACGGGGUAUUGUCACUUUUGUAAGUUUGAUAAGCAGAAUGUGCAUAAUGAUUUGUUGUGCCUUAAAAUGAAAAAAAAAGACAAGUGUUUGUGUGUCACGUUGUAAUUUUGGUUAAAGAAAAAAAAAAUGUAGAUAAAAUUAUUUGUGAUCAUUUUUAACAUGACCAAAUUUCAAAGCAUAGGAUUUGCAGUUCUGCGUUAAAAGCAGAAAAAAACAUCAGUUGGAGCAAAUAGAAAAUAAAAGAGUUUGUGUUUUAAUUAAUGGAUCUCACAUGACUUACUAACUAUUCACUCAUAACAGCACAGAUGUUACGACUUAGGAAGGUUUUUUUUGUUUGUUUGUUUGUUUGUUUGUUUGUUUUUUAGUUUCAGUUCAAUACCUCAAUGUAUAAAAUACUUUUCAUAUAAAAGAAGACGCAAUGGUUAAAAAAAUAGCUCCAAGCCACAGUCUAUCAGGUUACAAGACUCUCCUUGAACUAAGUUCAAAUAUAAAUUAUUCUGAAGAUGCCCUGUUCACCAACAGCAUCCUUAUAUGUGUUAUAAAAUGCAGUUAACAUUUUAGGAAAUUUAUACAUAUUUAUAGAAAUUCUUGGGCUCUACCAAUUGUCCAGAUUCCUCUGAUAUAACUAAACUGUUUUAACGCUAACAUUUAAGUGGUAAAUUGAAGAUAUUUACAGCUGUUGGUCACUGCAGUGCUACAUUAAAAAUCUGAAGAUUAAAUGAAUUACUAUUGUUGCAGACGUAUUUAUCAAGGCUUUUCGAACAUGCUUUCUAACAUGUUGCACAGAUAACCUGUUGAGUAAAGUCCCAGACAUUUUCCCAAAUGACAGUACACUGUAUGUACAACCUAAAAGCAUUAUUCGAUUUGUGGCAAGUAGUAAACAAUACAUAAAUUAUCCAAAUCUGUAUUUUUUAUUUAAUCUUAAUUUCUCACUGUUAAGGGGCCCAAAAAUAUGCUUAAUUGUGGUUCUCUGUUUCUAUGGCUGUGAAGAUUAUUUUAAUAUUGUUUUUUUUUUUUUUUUUAAUCACUAUGCAUUUGUUCCAGUGCAAAGUUUGUGAAUUUUACAAAAUUAAAUAAUGAAAUACAUUAUGUGUGUUUAAGUGCUCUUGUUUACUCCUUAUUUCUGUUGACUGCUAGUUUACCUGUACCGUUUUUUUUUUCUUUUCUUUUUACAAUAAAAAUUGAUGCAAGCUUUGCACUGGAGUAAAUGUGUUGUGUAUCUGUCCCAUAAUAGGUGACAACUGCUGUAUCAAUCAGCCAGCGAUGUCUGAAAAAGGAUUGGACUGCUGACUAGAAGUUGGGAUGAGAGAGCUGUAUGUUAUUACUGCCAUUGUGUUCAUUAGUUCUUAUUUUAAGGGGUGGCAUCAGUGUAUUUAUUACCCCCUAUUGCAAGACUUCAGAGAAAAAUAAAAAUGUUCUUCCAUAAAAGUACUAAGCAGUACAUAUCAGGCAGGCUCAUUACUCACAGCUGUAUUCACUCAAGUAACAGAACACAAAUGGCACAAACAACUUUGGAUGACUGGAAAAACAUGUACUUGGUCUGAUGAAUAUACUUCUUACUUUGAAGGAUUAUCAUCGGGAAGUAUCUACAGUAAUCCCUUCACUCUGACGGACUUAACCAACUGUCAAAAUAACUUUUUUUUUGUUUGUUUAUUGGCGUAUGAACCCUAUUCAUGUCUUGAGUCAGUCGGGAACCUCCCAAAAAACUUCACUCGGUGUUUAAAGACAUGGCUAUUCACAACAGGUCUGCAGGAGCCUCAUGAAGGGUUCCUAAGUAUAUACACCAUGUAUAUUAUACAUCAGUUACUAAUAGAAAUAAUACCAAUAAUGCAGGCUUUAAUAAAAAGUGCUACCUCA